AACAGAAGCAGCGGUUUAGAGAAGUCUCCAGUUCGUGUGAUACAGAACUACACAACUCUACAAUGUCUUCUAUUUUAUUGACGGCUCUGUUGUUUGUAAAUAUCAUGUUCACCUGUGGACUUGACAUUUCAUUGAAAAGAGAAUACUAUAUGGAGGGUAGAGAUUUAUUCUGUCCCAACUUACAGUGUGUGGAGAGCACAAGAGAAGAUAAUGAAAUCUCAGCUCUUGUCAACAUGUCAGUCUAUAGGAUCAGUGAAUUAGAGGAAAAGAUUAUGUUGGCGUCUGUAUCAGAAUCAGAUUCAAGAGUUCGAGAUUAUAAAGUAGCUGGAUCAAAAGUUGAUGGAAAGUUUUCAAAGUUGUUUGGAGAGUUGACUGUGUCGUUUACAAAACCUUCUGAUUGUUUUAGUACAGUGUUUGGAUGUGAUGUGUAUUACACAAACAGAAGGGGUCUCAUUGAGAAGAAAGAAAAUAAAACCAAACCUGUUGUCCAAGAAAAUCGUAAGCCGCUGAUGUUGAUGUCCUUAGAGGCUAAAACUCCAGAGUUUGAUAAAACAAUGGAUAGAAUGUCUGAGUUUCUAAAAACAUUUAAAUAUUCUGAUCCGUUAAACAGUGCUGACUUGAAGAUGAAUUUACAGUUUUUAACAGAUGACAAAAAUUCUAACCUUAGUUAUCAUAAAACAGAAUUAACUAAGGAGAAGAAUGAUGAAACCUUAGUUAACCUUACCAAUGCGAUGGAAAGUAGAUUAAAUAGCUUGUUAUCUGCCCAAGGAUCUACAAUUCAGAGACUUGAAAAUCAAAUGAACAACGUUGUUAACAGAUUGAACACCUUAAAUAACACAAAUCAAGAGCUCACGCAUUUGAAAUACAACUUAACUGAAAACUUACUAAAAUCAAAUCAACAGAUAGAAGCAAAUAAUACAAAACUUCAAAUGCAAAUUAGUUCGGUACAAAAUGUAACAAGUCUAUACAGUGUUUUACAAAAGCAACUGGAGAAACUGAACUACAGUGUGGUUAAUGUGUCUUUCGAUGUUCAGAGGUUGUCUCAAAAAUCAAAUGAAAGUGAAACUCUAACAAAAAUCUUGCAAGAUUACAAAAACGUUUUACUAACUUUGACUAAAGAAAUGAUUCAAAAUAGCACAGCGAUAUUGGAACAACGUCAAAAUAUAAGCAUUCAACAACUGGGUGAAACAAACAAAUUUCUGUCAGAGACACAGUCAGAGACACUGAGUGAUUUAAAAACAGCUGUAUCACUACUAAACAAUACUGACAUCGAUAUACACGCCAGUAUGGAAGAGAUGAACAGCACUAUUCAAAACCUGAUUACUAAAUCAGAUCUAAUUAGUGUCCUAGUCAGUAGGUUACAUGGUGACCCUGUUCUCAACGGAAGUGAACACUUAAAAUGUACCAAAAUGAACGAUCGUAUUUUAGUGGACAUGACGUUUACUGGAGUAGAUGUUAACAGAACAUUGUGUGAUAACAAGACUGACGGUGGAGGAUGGAUUAUUAUACAGAGACGUAUCAAAGGUGAUGUGAACUUUACAAGAACUUGGAACGAUUAUAAAAACGGAUUUGGUUCAACAUCUGGAGACUUUUGGAUCGGAAAUAGUGUAAUUUCAAAAUUGACAGAUUUGGGUUUUAACGAACUCAGAUUUGACAUGAAGUAUAAAGGUAAAGACUACUACGCUGUGUACAGAGGUUUUAAGGUAGAAAAUGAAGCAGCAAAGUAUAAGAUGAGCUACACGUCAUUCAGUGGUGGGAAUGUUGAAGACCAGUUUAGUUAUCACAACGGAAGAAAGUUUACAACCAUUGACUCUGAUAACGAUGUGUGGUCAGGUAGAAACUGUGCUGUAGACUACGGUAGCGGUGGUUGGUGGUAUGAUGAUUGUCACGCUGUUAACGUCAACGGUGAAUGGGCGAGUCGUGUUAGUCUUAAAGGAAUUCAUUGGUAUAGCAUUACAAGCUAUUUUGACUCUCUAGACUUUGUUGAGAUGAAACUUCGUCAAAUGUAA
Physella acuta is the source of this 2009-nucleotide messenger RNA. RefSeq names its product fibrinogen beta chain-like. The record is from RefSeq and is a predicted model, not a curated record. NCBI's taxonomy places the organism in Eukaryota, Metazoa, Mollusca, Gastropoda, Physidae.